AUGCUGGGCCUCAAAACCUGGUGUUCAGAUCUAAAGCGAGGUCUGAAAUCUAAAAAUAUACUGAGCAGCCGAAAACGUGUGUGGAGAGUCCGUACGCUAGCAGCAGCAUGGCAGAAUUCGACGUCUUGCGUUGACAAGAAAGAUCGCAAUGGCUUGUGCCUUUUGCGCCAGACAGAGCACAGUUGUGAUUGUGUUGGUGUCAAUAUUUUUUGCAUGUUCGGCGCAAAACUUGGGCACGUGAGUUUCAUUAGUUUAUUGAAGUCAAUUCUCGAAACAUGGGCUGAUAACCUGGGCGAAGAACUUUGGAAACUUGGUCAAGGAGUCACACAGGCUUCAGAUCUCAAGACUCAAUAUAAAACAAGAAAUGCUGGAGUUGAUGAAAAAGAUGGUUCUCAUUUAUUAGAAAAAAUUGUGGAUCGAGUUGCAAGGAUGUUAAAAUGGAAAAUCGAUGCUGUCCAAUGUAUUAAGACAGCAGCAGAAGAUAUUGCAGAACAGUUUGAAUAUGAAGGUUAUGAAAACUUCUCAUAUCCAAGCACGAAACAUUCAUUAGUUAAUGGUGAGCCACCAGAAGAAUUUGAUAAUGAGACUACUCUUUAUUCUCCAAUGAUGCUUGGAUCUGAUCCUCAAUUUUAUAAUAUUCUUGUGAAUACUAGCUACAGUGCUGUUCAUGUGCCAACUAAUGUUUAUGAUAAAGCUCCACAUGUAAUUGAGGCUAUUCAGUGGUCUGAACAGUUGGAUGAUGUUUUUCUUAGAAAUCGUAGAAGUGAUCCCCUUUUGUCAUGGCAGUAUUUUGCUGGCUCCUCAGGCUUUUUGCGUCAUUAUCCUGCUAUGAAGUGGAAUCAGUAUCCUGACCUGUAUGAUUGCCGCACUCGACCAUGGUACAUUGCUGCAGCAACGUGUAGUAAAGAUGUUGUUAUUUUGAUGGAUACCACUGGUUCAAUGACAGGCAUGAGGCACUCUAUAGCCAAACUGACAGUUAACACAAUUUUGGAUACAUUAAGUAAUAAUGACUUUGCUACUCUUGAGAAUAUUAACACUUUCAAAGCAGCUAUUAAUGCAUUGGAAUUGGAAGGAUAUGCAAAUUUUUCAACAGUUUUCACCCAGGCCUUCAAGUUACUAGAACAACAAAGAGAAACUAGAGGCUGUGGAGAUGAAAGUGGUACAUUAUGUAAUCAAGCAAUCAUGUUAGUAACUGAUAGUGUAGCUGGUAACAUCACUGAAGUAUUUGAAAAAUAUAAUAGACUUGAUAAUGGAACAACAAUCCCUGUUCGAGUCUUUACAUUUCUUGUUGGAAAGGAAGUUACAAAAGUAAUGGAGAUAAUGUGGAUGGCAUGUCUUAAUAGAGGUUUCUAUGCUCACAUUCACUCUUUGGAAGAGGUGCGGGAGCAAGUUUUCAAGUACAUUCCAGUCAUUGCUCGCCCCCUUGUAUUGCAAGGAGUUGUGCAUCCUGUAGUAUGGACACAUGCAUAUGCUGACAUUAGGGAUCCAAAGCUAGACAAUUGGCUUUGGGAUGUAAUGGAGUCCGGAUCGGACCAAAAGGAAAGGUUAUCGAAACACAUGCAAUUGAAAGAAUUACGUUUCAGUCAAGAAAAGGAAGAUAGCAUGUACACUCAAAAAGUAUUUAAGAAAUUCCGGGAACCUGACAAGCUACGUUUUCAAGAAUAUAAACUACUUACUUCAGUUUCAAUUCCAGCAUUUAAUAGAAAAUUAGAGUUUGAGAAUGGCAAUUAUAUAGGUGUCAAUGGAUAUGUUUUUAUAGUCACCAAUAAUGGAUAUGUUUUAUUGCAUCCUGAUCUGAGGCCAGUGGUGAGAGGUGUACUUACAUCUAGUUAUAAUAGCGUAGAUCUGACCGAAGUAGAGCUUUUAGAAGAAUCACUGCCUAGAGAAUUGGACCCUGAAAUAUUGGAACUAAGAGAAGCGAUGGUGAAUCACUCUGCUGGUGAGAUUCUGGGACUAAACAUGAAAUUUCAAUACGAUGAUAUGAAAAGGGCUUAUGUUGAAAAAAGAGAUUAUUAUUAUACCCCAUUAAAAGGGACUCCAUUUUCCAUUGCUAUCUCGUUACCUGAAGGCUACGGACAUUACCAACUUAGGGUGGGGCAAGAAAUUCAGAAGACUUGGAUGAGAGGUGAACGUGUUGAAAAAUAUUUUGAAGGGAAAAAUUGGAAGGUGUACUGUAAAUAUUUCUAUAGUUCACUCUAUGAUUUUGAGUCACCAGAAAAAGAACUUCUACAUUUUCUAGCAAAAAUAUCAGAUUUAAAAUAUGAUUUUAAGUGGCAAGAUCCGUAUAGAUUUGGUUAUGAUGAAUAUGAAAUUGAUGAUGGUGUGGAUAAUGAAGCCAAUACUGAUGGUUUCAUUGAAAUGACUAGCUACAAUGAAUGUGAUGAGAAUCUCAUGAAUUUACUAGUUUUUGAUGCCAAAGUCAUAAAUGCUGUGUUCCAUGGUGAUAAAUGGUCUCCGGAUGAUGAAUUAGAUGAGUUGAUAAAAAGUUAUAAUGCAAGCAUUAGAUUCAUUGCUUCACAAAGUGGACUUAUUAAAUGGCAGUACAUAUCUGAUUUUGAUGAUGAAAAUGAAACAUUAAACUUUGGUGACCUAAACUCCAAUGGCAUUCAUGAGUCUUGGUACAAAAGUGCUAUUCUUCAGCAUCAAGUGGACCCAGAAUCUCUCUUUCUUUCAGUGCCGUUUGAAGCUGGUUCAAAAGAUGGUCCAAUUUUCAUGACAGCUAGUCAUGCCAUAUUUUCCCGUGAUGGUGGUAAAGAUGCUGCUGUGGCUGUGGCAGGCUUUGAGUUUGAACACUCCACAUUUUAUAAGAAAUUUAUGACAGUAACUUCUGAUUGUCCAGACUGUGAAUAUUCUUGUGAAUCACCAGAAUGGGAUUGUUAUGUGUUGGACAGCAAUGGGUACAUAAUAAUUUCUGAAGUUGCCAAUGACACUGGUCGUUUCUUUGGUGAAGUGGAAGGUGCAGCAAUGGAGGCAAUGUUGGAAGCUUCUAUUUACAAAAAGAUUCGUAUCUAUGACUAUCAAGCCUUGUGUAAAGAUGAAGAUGAUGAUGGUGCUAACAGUGCAUCUAUCUUGUUAACUCCACUGCAUCAUCUUCGUCUGUUUUUCAAUUGGAUGUUCAGUGAAUUAGUAUGGUUAAUAUUAGAAAGUAACUUACAUCAUUUGUGGUACACAGCUUCGGCAAAUCCCAUUUUAAGUGAAGAUGAUGCUGAAGACUAUAUCGAGUAUAACAGCAGCCCAGAGAUCGAGAGCCCAGAUGAAGAAAUAAGCUUCGAGGAAACAGAUUGGGUUGUGAAUAAAACUAAAGAAGAAACAUACUUUCCUUGCGAUCAGAAAACUAAUUUGUACCUUUUAAUGCAAGAAUCAUUCUUUGAUGAAGGUUAUUGUCAUACAUCAGAAUCAUGUUCAAGACCUUUCUGCUUGAAGAGAAUUCCACAUACAAAUUUAAUUCUAGUGGUAAUUGAUGGCACCUAUCAAACAUGUUAUAAGAAAUUAAGCAUUUCUCCAAAAACUCUGGACUAUGGAAGUGACAACUUCACUCAUUCUUGUCGGAAAUUAAAAUUGAAUAACUUACCACGAAGGCGGUUGUCAGGAUGUUUCACAGAAGACCCCAAGGAAAAUACACGGCAUAUGUGUGGUAGUUGUGUAACAAUAAACAUGAACUUCAAAAUAUUAUUGUUCAGUUGGUUUAUUUUAUUUGUUAGAAGAUAUGUUUACACUAUUUGAUUUUAUGUAACUUUUUCCCCAUUUGUUGAAUAUGUAUCACUGAUUAAUAAAGUAGAAAAUGUGUACUUCUAAAUUUUGGCUGUGUGAGGUCAUGUAUUGAUAUCAUGAAUGAAGUAUUUGAUUUGUUAUAGUGUCUUAUAAUUUUCCCACUCUCAUUCACCAUUGAAUGUAAUUAUAAAGUUAUUUACUACCCUGAAUUCCAAAAUAAAUUAUCCUCAAUUUCCCAAGUUUUGUUUCUUUUACAAGUGUCGCGAGAAGGAGCAAUACUUGAAAUUGGUGUGUUAAUAAAAUAUUCUGUAUCAUGAAUACUCUAGUACAGCUGGAAUUGAUUUAGGAUUGAUGAUUAUGAUACACAAAGAAACUUUAUAAUGUAUUGAAUGAUGUAUUUACUUUUUGAAUAAAAUGUUUUGUACAUGAUCCUUGGGGAGGUAUUUUUAAUUGUUGUGAUCCAGAUUUAACGCCCUACUUUUUUCAUUCUUUAAGUCUUUUUUUGUUAUUGUUGAAAAUGUAAUAUCUGAUUAAAGUUUAUAUGUUACCAAUAGAAAAAUUAGGUAUUUUAUGCAGUGCCUAGGUAGGAAGCAAUUGGGUGGAAUAAUUUUCAUUACCAUCAUUAGACAUUGUUCACUGUACCUAAGAUUUAACAGGCCAAGUAAAUGAAUACGCUCAC
Molecule: messenger RNA, 4390 nt
Organism: Gryllus bimaculatus (two-spotted cricket)
Lineage: Eukaryota; Metazoa; Arthropoda; Insecta; Orthoptera; Gryllidae
Source: the annotation of a GenBank genome assembly